UCUGCUACUGUUGUCGUCUUUCGCAGCACCCCGCCCCCCCCCCCCAUGGCGGGCGAGGGAGACCCCCCCAGCCGCAUGCAGAUGGCCAAAGGCGCCUGCUGUGUCCUGCUGCUGUCGCUGCUGAUGCUGCCGCUGCUCCGGACGGCCUCCCAGCGCUUCUCCUCCAUGGCGGCCACAGAAGGGCCCUACGUGGCCGGCACCCUCUCGGCCGCCUUCGUCACUUGCCCCAACCAGACCGUCGCCAGGGAGAUUGCCAGAGCGGUGGUGGAGAAGCGGCUGGCGGCCUGCGUGAAUAUCGUUCCCCAGAUCACCUCCAUCUACGAGUGGAAAGGCAAGGUGGAGGAAGACUCCGAGGUGCUGCUGAUGAUCAAAACGCGCAGCUCCCGGGUCUCCGCGCUGGCCGACUUUGUCCGGUCCGUGCACCCCUACGAAGUGGCCGAGGUGAUCGCCGUCCCGAUCCAGGAGGGGAACCCCCCGUACCUGAAGUGGGUCGCAGAGAACGUGCCCCCCGAGUAGGAGCCAAGAAGAAUGGGUGGGCGGGUGGGGGGGAGGU
Messenger RNA from Elgaria multicarinata webbii, 553 nucleotides. RefSeq names its product cutA divalent cation tolerance homolog (gene CUTA). Gene Ontology annotation, molecular function: copper ion binding. Bases 46 to 516 code for a protein of 156 amino acids. The transcript has 6 exons. The record is from RefSeq and is a predicted model, not a curated record. Gene Ontology annotation, biological process: response to metal ion. Lineage: Eukaryota; Metazoa; Chordata; Lepidosauria; Squamata; Anguidae.